UCUGGCACCCAGUGAAGACAGGUGACAACCGAUGAUAGCGAGAGUGACAGUAUGUGACAGACAAGAUGAAGGAAGAAAGACUCACAACUCUUCCCUCUAUACUCGCCGAGUAUAGCCAAGAAAUCAGUAAUGGAGAAGAAAGUUCUGUGAAGACCCAAGUCAAGCCAAAUGUUGGGAAAGAAAAUGCUGUGAAGUCACCGAAACCUGAGAGAUGUAAGAAAAAAUCUGUUGCUUCUAAGUCGGACCGGGCAGUGAGUGCCGGGGAGAGGCGACGAAGGCUUGAGACCAAGAGAGUGGAAGAUAAG
Messenger RNA from Aplysia californica (California sea hare), 305 nucleotides. RefSeq lists its product as uncharacterized. NCBI's taxonomy places the organism in Eukaryota, Metazoa, Mollusca, Gastropoda, Aplysiida, Aplysiidae. The record is from RefSeq and is a predicted model, not a curated record.